Messenger RNA from Babesia sp. Xinjiang, 1065 nucleotides. RefSeq names its product Farnesyl diphosphate synthase (gene fps). Gene Ontology annotation, cellular component: cytoplasm. The record is from RefSeq and is a predicted model, not a curated record. The transcript has 8 exons. Gene Ontology annotation, molecular function: dimethylallyltranstransferase activity; (2E,6E)-farnesyl diphosphate synthase activity. NCBI's taxonomy places the organism in Eukaryota, Apicomplexa, Aconoidasida, Piroplasmida, Babesiidae. Gene Ontology annotation, biological process: trans, trans-farnesyl diphosphate biosynthetic process. Bases 1 to 1065 code for a protein of 354 amino acids.
AUGGUAGACAAUAGCAAGCAUUUGCCAUCGUCCGAUGUGUUUACGUAUUGCAAUGCGCGUCUUACUCGCUUUCUGCCAACCUUCCUCGACAUCGCAAUUUCUGAGAUAAAGGCAUACGAUGUUUCUGAAGACGAUGUCGCAUACUAUUCACACGCCAUACAGUAUAACCUACAAGGCGGCAAGCUCAUCCGAGGCACCUUGGUUGUAUCGACAACAAGGUCGAUAUUGGGGGAUGAAAUGACAGAACAUCACUGGCACCAAGCAUUGGUACUAGGUUGGUGCGUAGAACUACUGCAAACCGCAUUUCUUGUGGCCGACGACAUAAUGGACAAGAGUGUAAUGCGACGAUCUAGUGUCUGUUGCAUAAUUCACAAACAGUUCAAGGACAGCACUCACUUGGUGAGUUUGAUGAACAUGUUUACUCAAGUCUCAAUGAUCACUAUACUGGGACAACACAUGGAUACCUACGACGCACUGCAUGCUUCACUUUUCGACACUCCUACGGUAGCAACAUCGCUUUAUUAUCGUAUUUGUAAGAAUAAAACAUCUUACUACACCUUUUUCUUACCAAUCAAGCUCGGCAUGAUUAUCUCUGACAUCGAUCAAGCCAACAUUAACUUCAGCAAACUCGAAUCAGUUUCGUCAUUACUAGGACACUUAUUCCAGGCACAAGAUGAUUACUUGGAUUGCUACAGCGAUCCGUCUUGCAGUGGCAAGGAGGGUACUGACAUACAGACAAGGAAGUGUACUUGGCUCCUCGCAACGGCAAUCCACGUGGGCAGCAAACUGCAACUACAACAAAUCAAAGAAAACAUUGGUAGGGACGAUCCCACCAAAGUCGAUGCCGUAAAACGAAUUUACAACGACCUCAAACUGCCGCGUUUGUUCAAGGUAUACACACAAGAUCUGAAGUGCAACAUACAAAGCCAAAUCAACGAUAUAAAACACAAGGGUAUGUCCAAAAAACAGAGCGUAGAUUUAAUUAAUAGAACUGGCCUCUGUAUUGCAAUGGUCACUGGAAACGAUUAUAAACAGGAAGAAAUAAUGUGUAUUGACAAUCAUUAG